Molecule: messenger RNA, 3233 nt
Organism: Scatophagus argus
Lineage: Eukaryota; Metazoa; Chordata; Actinopteri; Scatophagidae
Gene: opn4a
Product: opsin 4a (melanopsin)
Exons: 11
Coding region: 52-1770 (572 amino acids)
Biological process (GO): G protein-coupled receptor signaling pathway; visual perception
Cellular component (GO): membrane
Molecular function (GO): G protein-coupled receptor activity
Source: RefSeq, a predicted model, not a curated record
UCCUGCAUUCAGAGCGAGAGAGGAGGAGCGAGGAAGAGGAGGCUGACGGGGAUGAACGGCGGGAAAAGCGCGCUCCAGCUCUCCGCGCCGCAGAGCGUCAUCCUGUGCGGCGACCUCGAGACGAACUGCACGGCGCGCACCGCGGGAACCCUGACGCUGGCGUCCGCGUGGAGCGACAACGAAUCGGCGGUGGAUGCGCUCCGGCUCGUGGAGCUCCAGCCUCCUGCCUCGAUCGCCCCAACGGUGGCGAUGGUGUCCGAAGCCCCGCCCCCCUUCCCCACAGUGGACGUGCCCGACCACGCACACUACACCAUCGGCUCCGUCAUCCUCGCCAUCGGCAUCACAGGCAUGGUCGGGAACUUCCUGGUCAUAUACGCCUUCUGCAGGAGUCGCAGCCUGCGGACGCCAGCCAACAUGUUCAUCAUUAACCUGGCGAUCACAGACCUGCUGAUGUGCGUCACCCAGACGCCCAUCUUCUUCACCACCAGCAUGCACAAGAGGUGGAUCUUCGGAGAGAAAGGCUGCGAGCUGUACGCCUUCUGUGGCGCUCUCUUCGGGAUCUGCUCCAUGAUCACGCUGACGGUGAUCGCAGUCGACCGCUACUUCGUCAUCACGCGACCCCUCACCUCCAUCGGCGUGUUGUCACGGAAACGGGCCCUCCUCAUCCUCAUGGCGGCGUGGGCCUACUCUCUGGGGUGGAGCCUGCCGCCGUUCUUCGGCUGGAGUGCGUACGUCCCCGAGGGCCUGCUGACUUCCUGUACGUGGGACUACAUGACGUUCACUCCGUCGGUGCGGGCGUACACCAUGCUGCUCUUCAUCUUCGUCUUCUUCCUGCCGCUCUUCAUCAUCAUCUACUGCUACGUCUUCAUCUUCCGCGCCAUCCGCACCACCAACCAGGCUGUGGGGAAGGUUAACGGCAGCGUUCACAGUCACGGCAGCAGCCGCGACUCUGUGAAGAAUUUCCACCGGCUGCAGAACGAGUGGAAGAUGGCGAAGAUCGCCCUGAUCGUCAUCCUGCUCUACGUCAUCUCGUGGUCGCCGUACUCCACCGUCGCCCUCACCGCCUUCGCCGGGUACGCAGACAUGUUGACCCCCUACAUGAACUCUGUGCCCGCCGUCAUCGCCAAAGCCUCGGCCAUCCACAACCCCAUCAUCUACGCCAUCACACACCCAAAAUACAGGUUAGCGUUGGCCAAGUACAUCCCGUGUCUCGGCGUCUUGCUCUGUGUCCGUCAGCGAGACCUCCGCUCGACCAGCAGCAGCUUCAUGUCGACGCGUCGCUCCACUGUGACCAGCCAGACCUCCGACAUCAGCAGCCAGUUCAGGAGGCAGAGCACCGGCAAGUCCCGCCUCUCCUCCGCCUCCGACAGCGAAUCAGGCCUGACAGACACCGAGGCCGAUCUGUCCAGUAUGGGCUCCAGACCAGCCAGCCGCCAGGUGUCCUGUGACAUCAGCAGAGACACCGCCGAGUUCCCAGACUUCAAACCCUCCUCCAGCUUCAAGUCCAAGAUGAAGAACCACGACUCAGGCAUCUUCGAGAAGCAGACGUCCUACGACGCUGAUGUCUCCACGGCAGGAGCCCGAGAACGCAGCAGCAUCCCAAGCAGUGGGGAUCCUGCAGAAGGACUCGCCAUGAGAGGGGCGCUCGGUCGAAUCCCCAGCAUCGUCAUCACCUCUGAGUCCAGCCCGUUCCUUCCCAUUGGACGAAAAGGUUCCUGCACUGCGCGCUCCAAAGCAGCCAACAGCAAUGCAAAGGCGGGGUCUGGAUAAAGCCCCGCCCCUCACCUCCCAGCCAAUCGCCUGCAGCCACCUGACCAGCCAGUCUGAAAUGCUCAAACACACAGAUGAGGUCCAAAAAAACAAAUAAAGCCUUUAGAGGAAGUCAUCACAAAUUUACAAAAAGUGGUGAUAUGCAACAUUCAUAUGUUAUACUGACUCAAAAAAGUGUAUUUAGGACUUUAACACUGAAUUAGAAGAAUAUAAAGUAUUAAAUUGUUCCUUAGAGUACUUUGUCCAAGAAAAUGUUCCUGCACCUGAUUUCUGGUCCUUGAGUCAGAUGGAUGCAAACAGACCAAAAGGUAAAAAUGUUUUCCUCUCCAGGUGAGUUCCUAUGAGACACAUGAAGGCCCCCGAGCCCUUCGGGAAAUGUUUUCUCGUGUUUCAGGAACUAUUAAUACAUGAUGACUUUUGCAGACUUUUCUACACACCCUGUGGUUUCCUGUUUGUGUUCUUGUUGUUGUCUGUUGCUGUUUUGUGUUUUUCCAGCUCAGUCCUCUGCAGCGUCUUGUGACAAUUGGAAAGUUUUUCUGCUUCUCUGGCAGUAAACUGAAAUAUUAAGUUAAACUGCUCACUGAACCCCACUCACAAGGCCAAAGUGGAAUGAAUGGAUUAAAUCUGGUGUUCUGGCUGAUCAGCUUGUUGCCUACAGUAACCCACCGUUACAUCUAGCCAGGAGCAUUUAGUUAGCAUUGUUAGCAUUUCUGCUAAUCUUAACGGCCGUCUGUCUCUCUUUCUCCACUAAAUGUGAGGACAUUUACAGACCAGCAACUCCAGCCAAAGCUGUUAUGCCACAUAUCUGAACAACACAGCAAUCAGUCCUUAUCCUAAAAGCUUUAAUUCCUCUCAAACAGGACUGCAUAAAUCCAGACCGUCGUACACGUUUUCCUCUUCAUACUUCGAACACUAAGACUAUUUAGUGCUACAGAGCAUUUAAAGAACAAAGAGUUUUUGCUUGGGGCCUGUUAGCAUCAUAUUGCAGGUUAAACAGAGCCACAGAAUGUGUAUUUAAAACAAAUUUACUGCUUUUACAGCCAGUUUACAGAGCUAAGCUAUGUGGUUAGCUAGCUAGCUGUGGCUGGUAGAAAUUUGCUCCCCCUCGUUAAAAGAAGGAAAGACAGUCAAUGGCUUUGUGAAUCUGUUUUUGACUACCACAAUCUGAAAUCAGGGGUCUUUAAUUCACAGAAAUCAUCAAAGAAAUUUGUCCUGACUGUAUAACAUGACUGUAUAACCACCUGAAACUAAUAAUUAUAAUGAAUAUCUGUGUACCUUUUGGUGUGCCAGCAAAUCCUACAGACUGUACCUUUACCAAGCAGAAAACUCUUUGUUCUUUAUCACGAAGUCCAGUUUCAGAUAGAAGCAACUUGACUUUUCAAGAAAGUACUGACAUAUAAUUCAUAAAGGAAUUCCCGUCACUUCAAAUGCACUACUGCAAUUUUGACAAAGGUACAUUUUAA